GUCGAGCAGGUCGCGGUAGGCCUCCUCUCCUCGAAACCCGGGAGGAGCCCCUUCAGCCCGCACAUUCGCCUCUUUGCAACUCGGCUGGGCCGGCGCCGAAGCAAAGAUCGCAGGUUCCACAGACGAACGUUCGUUUCGACAGUAUACGACUAGGAAUUCAUUAAUCAGCUGAUUCUCCAUCGAACAAUUCGCGAUCGAGCAGCUCUUCAGUCUGCGUGACGCAGAACGACACAUCGAGCGCGAUGGCGAGCCGUCGCCAGAAGCAGUUCGACCGCAAAUACAGCUCGUACAGAAAAUUCACGGCGAGUGAAGAUGUGAACUAUACUUCACAUUCCUCUCGAUCGAGUUUUCGAUCCGAGUCAGUGACAUCACGAAGCGACAGACGUGGGCGUUCGACUAGCUCCGAGAUCGUAACGGGCUCGGAUACUCGUUCGUAUCCCGUAUACAUUGCAAUACAAGACUAUCAACCCGAUGCUAAUGAUGUCGAAGGAAUUCCAUUGGAACAAGGGCAAAUAGUCGAAGUACUCGACAAGAAGAAUCCAACUAGUUGGCUGGUGCGAACGAAAGCACGUCCGCCACUCUCAGGAUGGGUUCCCGGAUCAUAUUUUGAAACUCCCACGGAAUAUUAUAAGCAACGAAGAAGAACACGUGAACUUGAUUCGACCGGAACGGCAAUGACUGAGGAUCAGGAAGCAUUACUGAAGAGAGACCAAGUCUAUCAUGAUCUACUCCGAUCUGAAGAGGAAUUUGUUUCCGAACUUCGUACCUGUGUUGACAACUACGUCCGACUAUUGGAUGAUGCUAACGUACCACCGCAGGUUGCAGCUCAAAAGGAAAAAUUGACCCUGAAUGUUGCCGAACUCUAUAACUUCCAUGCUAAUGUAAUGCUGAAAGGUCUCAAUUACUAUUCCGACGAUCCCGGAAAGGUUGGACAAACAUUCGUUCGUCUGGAACGCGAUUUCGAUCAUCACGUGCAAUUCUUCAAAGAUCUACCAGCGACAUUGGAACUUCUUGAACAACAACCCUUCAAAGAUUUCUUUCAGUCACUUUCUGAUAAGUACGAGGCUGGUUCACACACUUUUUCCGAGCAUUUGAAGAAUGUCGCAGAGCGGAUUACACACUAUCAAAAUUACUUCAAAGAAUUUGUCAAAUACACGGCAAGAGCAAAUCAAAGCAGCAAAAGCAUGCAAAAAGCACUGGAGCUGACAAUGGGAAUACCACAACGGGUACACGAUCUCGUCUAUACAACCAAUAUUAAACACUACCCGGGUGAUACGGGUAAACUCGGACGACUCAUUAGACAUGACUCGUUCGAGGUAACCGAAGGAAAUGAACCAAGCAAGGAGCGCUAUGUCUUCCUUUUCAAAAACAAAGUUAUGAUUACGGAUAAGAAUGAUCGCACUACGCCACCCACUUACACUCAUUACGCAACAAUUAGGCUCGAUAAGUAUACUGUAUCGUCACACAGACUCGAUGAAGACACUAUCGUGUUGAAGCCGAAUGAGCCAGGAUUACCCGAGUUUAGCCUGAAACCGAAAGAUCCUGGAACAGCGGAGUAUGUGCGAAAAGCAUGGUUAAAAGACAUAACGGAGGAACAGGAGGCAUACGCUUCUGAACAUGAACAACAAGAAACCGAGACUACUACAUCGGAAUUUGAAAUGCAUCUCAGCGAUAUGCGUUCGGAAUUCAGCGAAUAUUCAGGCUCAAGGAAGAGCCUACUUUUGGGUCCAGAAGAAGGGGGACCACCACGAAAAAAGGUGAAAUCGCCACCGGCUAUUUCACCGACUGGAUCCUCUACAAGUAUUUAUUCGGGUGGAAGCAGUAGUAUUGAUUGGACUACAACCGGUACCACGCUUGAAAUGCAAGGCACAAGAGUAACACGAACACAGUAUGGUUUCCGUACAUUACAAGAAUCAUCAGCCAAGAUGUGCUUAAAAGUUACCGGAUAUCCAUUACCAGAGAUCACAUGGUAUAAGGAUGAUGUACAGUUACAUGAAGACGAACGACAUACAUUCUACGCUGAUGAAGACGGCUUCUUUGCCAUGACUAUUGAUCCUGUGCAGGUUGAAGAUACCGGCCGAUACACAUGCAUGGCAACGAACGAAUAUGGUCAAGCCUCGACAUCUGCUUUCUUCCGAGUACUCAAGGUAGAAAAAGAGGCUGCACCACCGAAAUUUGUAAAUUCGCUAAAGGAUCAAGAAUGCAAAGAAGGCGAAGUGAUAAGCUUUGAAUGCGAAGUGGAAGGCUGGCCAGAACCAGAAUUAGUAUGGUUAGUAGAUGACCAGCCACUACGACCAUCUCAUGAUUUCAAGAUCGAAUACGAUGGUAUGAAUGCGAAGCUUGAGAUCAGGGAUGCACAACCAGAUGAUACCGGUGUUUAUGCUGUGAAAAUUCAAAACGAAUUUGGAACAGCCGAAAGCAAAGCAGAACUGGUGGUUGUACCCGAUCCAGAUAAGAACCACGUGGCUCCUGAGUUCCAGGCUACUAUCGAAGACGUAGAAUGCAAUGAAGGUGAUGAAGUUCGCUUCAAAUCUGUAAUUACUGGCGAUCCUACACCUGAGAUCGUAUGGAUGAUCAACGGAAUUCCCUUAACAGAAUCAGAAAAGGUUCGAUUCAUAUGUGAAGACGGUAUCUGCAUCUUGAUUAUCAAGGAUGUGACCAGACAUUUUGAUGGUACAGUAACCUGCCAAGGCUCGAAUCGCCUCGGAACAACAAGCUGUGAUGGGCGACUCAAAGUCAGAGUUCCACCAGCACCACCAUCAUUCGCAAAACCGCUCGAAGACAGAGUGGUACAGGAGAAUGGAACGGCUACUUUCGAAGUGGAUGUACUCGGUUGGCCAGAACCUACUGUAACUUUUACCCUCAAAGGGAAAGAGUUGAAAAAUGGUGUAGACGGAGUUGAAAUCAGCGGUGCUGAUGGCAUACACAAAGUGAUUGUGCCAAAAUGUAAAAUGGAUGAACAUGAUGGAGAGAUUGUUUGCCGAGCCGUAAACGAACAUGGUACAGCAGAGAGUCGAGCGCGGCUCACCGUUGAGCCAAUGGAAGAAGAGUCGAGAAGCGCACCAACAUUCAUCAAAGAUAUUGAAGAUCAGACUGUAAAAUACGGCGUACUUGCCGUAUUUGAAACUACCGUACGUGGUAGUCCAAAUCCCGAAGUCACUUGGUACAUUAAUGGUAUAAAAAUGGACAAGGAUACUCCGGGAGUGAAGAUCGAGUUUGUGAAUCACGAUCAUAAGCUGACAAUCGACUCAGCACAAUAUGCUGGAACAAUCUUGUGCAGGGCAGAAAACGUGGUUGGUCGAUUCGAGACUAAAGCACGUUUGACCGUCAUUCCACAAGAAAAACCAAAGAAAGCUCCACGCUUUUCCGAGCUACUUAGCGACAAAACGGAAGUCGAAGGAAACACAGUUGUGUUCGAGGCUCGAGUAGAAGCCGAACCAAAACCCGACAUCAAAUGGUUCCUCAAAGGAGUGGAGCUAAGUGCAUCUGAGCACGUAGAAAUUCGCGAAUUUGAUGGAUCUGUGAAACUGGAACUACGAGGGAUAAAAAUAGACGAAGCUGGCGAAGUAAAAUGCGUUGCGAGAAAUUCUGAAGGUUCAGCAGAGACUUCUAGUAAAUUAACAGUAAACCGUAAACCAUUCCCACCCACAUUCGACAAACAACCGCAAAGUGUUACGGUUGAAAGAGGAUCUGAAGCUAGAUUCGAGGCGCAUGCAGAGUCAAGUCCAGCUCCUACUUAUCAAUGGUCAAUUGAUGGUAGGAAGGUUCGCGAGAGCACCGAAGGCACACGUGUAGAAAUGAUCGACGGCAACUCCGUGCUGUUCGUGAAUACGUCAGUACAUCCUGUAUCGUCGACGAUUUCCGUUAUCGCCGAGAACAGUCUCGGAGCGGACGAGACCGGCGCUCGCCUCACUGUGGAGGAGAAGAAGAUCGAAGAGAAGAAGGUGGAAGUGUCUCAACCUGAGACCACUACCGCCCCUGUUCAAGAAGGCAGUAUUGAAAUCUCACAGAUCGAAGUCGAGCUGCCGAAACUCGUUUCCACGGAAGGAGUUCUAAAGGACGAUUACGAAGAGGCCACUGCUACCGGACAGCCUGCCCCAACAACUGCCGAAGCGACAGUGAAGGACGAAGGACCAGGAGCAAUGCAGACCGCUACCGUAACCGGCAUGGAAGUUCACGAACCGGUCAAGACGGACGAAGCCACUAAGGAGCAAGUCCCCCAGGAUGCCCAAGCUGCUGCAAUCGAACUGCCCAAACUAGUCUCCACGGAAGGAAUUGAAGUGCAUGAACCUCUCAAAGCGGACGAGGCUGCCAAGGAGGAAGUGAAAGCGGAGCCCCAAGCUGCUGCCGUAAGUGGUACCGAAGUUAAGGAACCAGUUGGAAAAGUCGAAGAGGCUAAGAGGGAGGAGGUACCCGAACAGAAAGCAGAAAUGGUGAAACCACCUGAGCUGCCCACCAUCUUCAAGGAUCUUCAUGAUCAAACCGUGAUCAAAGGUGAACAAGGCAAAUUCGAAGUUAUCAUCGAGCAUGCCACCGAAGUGAAAUGGUAUCACAAUGGCAAGGAGCUGACGCCGGGCACGGAAGGAGUGAAAAUCACCCGAGAGUCAAACUAUACUUUCAAAAUGACGAUCGAUACGACGAUUUUCUCACCUGGCACCAUAUCUGUGGAAGCCAGAAACGAAUCGGGCACGGCGCAGACAAAAUGCGAAAUGAAGUUGAUAGAAAAACCGGAAAUAAAAGAAAGAUUGCAAGAUGUGCAAGCAACAUUGGGCGAACCUUUCAAAGUUGAGGUGGCAGCUGCUGGACAACCGCAGUUCAAAUGGUUGAUCAAUGGACAGGCUUUGGAGGACGGAAAAGAAGGUGUGAGGAUAACCACCGAAGGUGACAGGUCUAUACUUUCUGUCGAAAGAGCAGAACCCACGCACGGCGGAAAGCUUAUGGUGAUUACUGUAAACGAAGCGGGUACAUCGGAAACAUCAUGUCAUAUCACAGUCAAUCCUAAACAAGCAGCUCCACAAUUCAUCGACGGACCAAAAAAUGUUACCAUCAAAGAGAAGGAGACGGCAGAAUUCAAGGUGAAAAUUACUGGUUUCCCUGAGCCAAUGAUCAAUUGGUCGAUCGAUGACAAGCUAAUCGAAGAAAGCAAUACGAUCAAGACAUCACAUUUUGGAAAUGAAUACACGUUGAGAAUCACUGAAACUACCACAACGCAUACGGGUACGGUAAAAGUGACCGCUCAGAAUACUGUAGGUACCGAUUCAAGGACGGCUGAAUUGAGGGUCAACCCAGCCCCAGUAGCGCCCAACUUCAAAACUCAAAUGUCCGAUACAACGGUAAAAGUUGACGAGCAACUAAAUAUGGAAGUUGUACUGGACAACGCUCAACCUGGGACAAGUGUAAAAUGGUACAACAAUGGUGGUCAACUGCAGGAAGGUCCUAAUGUACAGAUCUUCGAGCCACAACCUGGCACCCAUCAGCUCGUCAUUGAGCAUGUGAAGGAAGAAAUGGCUGGUACAAUAUCGGCCAAAGCUAUGAAUGAAGUUGGAGCAUGCGAAUGCACAGCUAAGCUCAGAGUAGAAGGCGGCAAAAAGCCAGAAUUCACGAAAACUCCACAAAAUCACGAAGCAUAUGUGGAUGAUGAGAGCGUGAAAUUUAGCGCUAUCGUGGAUGGAACACCACCUCUUAAGAUUUCUUGGUACUUGAAUGACAAGAAAAUCGAAAACAGUGAAGAAAUCAAAGUGAAAUUCGAACAAGACACUGGAAAAACAUCUAUUCGUAUCUACAAACCACAACUUGCGCAUAACGGUACCGUGCGUGUUACCGCUGAGAACGAAUUCGGAAGCGCUGAAGUUACAGCCACUUUGAAGGUUGAAAGGCGAACUGAAGUGCCAAAAUUCACCAGCAAUAUGGAUGAUCGCCAAGUUAAUGAAGGAGAUACGGUAAAAUACACUUCAACAGUGGAAGGAUUCCCAGAACCCACUGUAGAAUGGCUGCUCAAUGGGGAACCUGUGAGCAAAUAUCCGAAUAUCACUGUUUCUGACAGUGAGGGGAAGCACACGAUUGAAAUCAAAGAGAUUACACCAGAACAAUCUGGAGAGCUCUCUUGCCAGGCAUCGAAUGCUGGUGGCAUGAAGAAGCAAAAUGUAAUCUUGAAUGUUAAACGAGUUGGCGAAGCGCCAACAUUCUCGAAAAACGUUGAAGAUCGUAUGGUUACUGAAGGAGAAGUCACUCUUAUGGAGGCAAAACUCAAUCAGGUGAAACCAAAGCCAACAAUUACUUGGCUACGAGAUGGCAAAGAAUUCAAGAGUGAUGACCAUUUCGUUCUUACUGAGCAAGAAGAUGGCACGCUCCAGCUGAAAAUCAUCUCUACAAAAAUGGAAGACAAAUGCAGAAUUACGAUCAAGGCUGAGAAUUACUUUGGAACUGCUGAAUGUUCUGCUUCUCUGGGUGUAAUCAAACCACGUCCAAUGGCUAAGCCAGCAUUCCAAAGCGAUAUUGCGCCAAUCCAUCUUACCGAGGGCGAUUCGUUGCAGACAAAAUUGCUAAUUACUGGUGAUCCAACACCAUUUGUGAAAUGGUACAUCAAUAAUCAGCUGGUUUGUCCUACUGAGGAUACGGAAAUCACAAAUGCCGGUGGAGUUUAUUCUCUGGUCAUUCAUGGAGUUACAGCUGAUAUGACUGGAAAGAUCAAAUGUGUGGCUUAUAACAAGAUGGGUGAAGCCACGACCGAAGGCGAGCUUAAAGUAGUUGCACCUAUCCCAGUCGAGUUCGAAACUGCUCUUUGCGAUGCCACCUGCCGUGAAGGAGAUACUUUGAAGCUCAAGGCUGUCUUACUUGGAGAACCAACACCAGUCGUGUCAUGGUAUGUGAAUGGCAAAAAGCUUGAGGAGACGCAGAACAUCAAGAUUCAUGCAGAGAAAGGAACCUACACAGUCACUAUCAAAGACAUUACUUGUGAUUAUAGCGGCAAGGUCGUCUGUGAAGCCGUAAACGAAUACGGUAAAGCCUCUAGCGAAGCGAUGCUGUUGGUGCUUCCACGUGGAGAACCACCAGAUUUCAUUGAGUGGCUUAGUAAUGUGCGCGCUCGUCAGGGAUCCAAAGUAGUUCACAAAGUGGUCUUCACUGGAGAUCCUAAGCCUGUGUUGACUUGGUACAUCAAUAACCAAGAAGUCAAGAAUUCUGAAAAAAUUACCAUCGUGACCGAUGAUAAGACUUCCACCCUUACGAUCAAUAAUUUCAAUCCGGAAACCGACGUCGGAGAAAUCAUUUGCAAGGCUGAAAAUGAUGCUGGUGAAGUCUCUUGCACGGCUAAUAUGGCCACCUAUACCAGCGAAAUGUUUAGCGAAAGCGAAUCGGAAGCCCAGGCUGAAGAGGUUAUUGCUGACGAGCUAACUCUCACUGACGACGAAUCACUUCGUGAAGAGUAUCAACGCACGCCAACACCUGUGAUGGCACCGAAAUUCAUCACUAAAAUCAAGGAUUCUCGAGCUAAACGAGGACAUGAAGCUGUAUUCGAAUGUGUGGUUCCUGACACAAAAGGAGUUGUAUGUAAAUGGCUGAAAGACGGCAAGGAGAUUGAGCUAAUCGCACGAAUACGUGUACAGUCAAGAACAAUCGAGGGACACAUCACACAAGAAUUGAUCAUUGAGGAUGUGCGUCCCGAAGAUGCUGGCAAGUACACCGUAAUCGUCGAAAAUAGUGCCGGCCGUGAUAUGUGUGAAGCAACUCUUACUGUUGUUGAAGAUAUCGAGAAAAUCCCCGAUAGAGCUCCAGAAUUCGUUGUACAACUGCAAGACAAAGUUACGAAAGUCUCGGACAAAGUCACAUUUGAGUGCAAAGUUGUUGGUCAACCGGAGCCAAAUGUCGUUUGGUAUCAUAACAAUAAAGUUCUCGAAGAAUCCGCUAAGGAAGUGAUCAUCGAAAGUGAAGAGGGUGUACAACGGCUUGUCAUCACUACUACUGAGACCAAACACGAAGGCAAGUACAGUUGUGUGGCCGAAAAUGUUGCUGGCUCUAGCCGAACGGAAGCCAAGCUGGAAGUUUACGCACCAAUCGCACCUACAUUCACAAAAUCGCUCACGGAUCAAUCGAUAUCAAUCGGUGAACAACUGGUGUUAUUCUGUUCCGUAAAAGGCGUACCACAACCAAGUGUUGAGUUCUAUCACGAAUCUACGAAAAUGACGUCAUCCCAACAUGUAUCGAUCGAACACGAUGCGACAAAUACGCAUUGGAGAAUGCUAGUGAAGCAAAGCUCGAAGGAAGAUUUGGGAAAAUAUCACGCGGUCGCAAAGAAUGCUGUAGGCAGUGCAAUAUCCGAGGCUACCGUAGUCGAGAAGGGCAUUUCGCCAACAUUCGAGAAAGGCUUGAAGAGCACUACUGUGACGGAGAAGGAAGAAAUCAGAAUGGAAGUGAAAGUUCUUGGCACGGCGCCAGAAGUCACUUGGUUCAAAGAUGGCAAACAAGUCACAAGCGACUCAAUGCAUGAGAUUAGAAAAGAAGAAACGACGCAGACUUACACGCUCAUCAUCAAGGAAUCUAGCCUUACCGAUGCUGGCCAUUACGCCGUGAAGGCGGAGAACACAGCCGGUUGCGUACAAAGCACCGCUGAGGUUACGGUAACGCAAGCGCUGCAGAAACCUACAUUCAUCAAGGAACUCGUCUCCACUGAAGUGAAAGUGAAUGAAACAGCAACGUUGAGCGUUACCGUACAAGGCACGCCGACUCCAGAAAUCGUUUGGAUGAAGGAUGGCCAGCCAGUCAACAUCGACAACACUCACAUCAUUUCCAAAAAAGAAAGCGAGCAGAAUUACUCAAUCACCAUCCACUCUGCUCGUAUGGAAGAUGCUGGAAAAUACAGCUGCGAAGCCAGGAAUGUUGCUGGAACAGCUGAAUGCUCGGCCAAUUUCGCGGUCGUCAAGACCAUGGAAGCACCUCAAUUCACAGAAUCUUUGCGACCCGUGGAGAUUAAGGAGACAGAAGCGGUACAACUAUACUCCUGCAAAGCUUCGAAUGAAGUUGGCACAGCACGAACGGAAGCUACCGUCCAUGUAGCUACAGAAUCACGGGCACCAGAGUUCACAGAAUUCCUAACACCAAUGGAAGUGAAAGAGGCAGAAACCGUCAACUUGUCAGUCACAGUGGAAGGUGUACCGCAACCGGAAGUAACAUGGUACAAGGACAACAUUGCCAUAAACAUUGACAAUGUGCAUGUUUUGUCAAAAGCUGAAGGCAGUGGACAUUUCACGCUUACCAUCAAAGAUGCACAAUCAAAGGAUGUUGGUGUAUACUCGGCUAGAGCUGUCAACAAAGCUGGUGAAGCAAGGACAGAAGCUAAUGUCAAUGUUGGCACGCAGAAUGUUGCGCCAGCCUUCACGGAAGAGUUGAAGCCAUUGGAAGUCAAGGAGACAGAGACUUUGAGUUUGACAGUGUCAGUCAUUGGAUUGCCAAAGCCUCAACUGACAUGGUUCAAGGAUAAUGUCAAGAUUAACACUGAUCAGACUAGAAUCACUGUCAGAGAAGAUGGAACUGGCAGAUACACGCUAGAGAUUAAAGAUGCGCAAUUGACAGACAUUGGGAAAUACACAUGCAUUGCCACAAGCACAGCUGGAGAAAGCCAAACAGCAGCUAAAAUGGCUGUAAUCGAGGACUUGGUAAUGCCACAGUUCGUCGAAGGCUUGAAACCGCUCGAGGUGGAAGAGGGCAAACCAGCCGAACUUACCUGUACGGUUGUCGGCAAGCCCGAACCCGAAGUUGUUUGGCUGAAGGAUGGCGUGCCCAUCCAAAUCGACAACACCAAUGUGAUCAAAAAGCAGUCAGAGGGGCAACAAACGCUGAUCAUCAAAGAUAUGAAAGUUACCGAUGUUGGGUCUUACAGCUGCGAGGCGAGCAACAAAGCCGGAAAAGACAUCACCAUGGCUGAUAUCAAAAUCCCCAAGUACAACUUUGAAAAGGUCAAGGCGGAAGAAGUACAACCCCUGUUUAUUGAACCUCUGCAAGAAGCUACAGCCACAGAAGGCAAGACGGUAGUGCUCGAAUGCAGGGUCAACAAGGAAUCACAGCCAGAAAUUCGUUGGUAUAAAGACGAUGUUCUCGUCCAAGUCAACCAGCACAUGGUUAUGGAAACGUUGGACGAUGGCCGAAUCAAACUCACAAUUCACAAUGCCACCAAAGAAGACGUUGGCUCAUAUCGCUGCGAGGCGGUAAACGUUGCCGGAAAAGCCAAUACUCAGGCUAAGCUACAGUAUGCCACUUCCGUCGAAGAGUUGGUCACCGAUGAAAGCGAACAUGUGAGCGAAAUUGCACCGGACACUGCACGACCUGCGGAAGCCGUAGAGAUAAAGGCUGGCCGUGGACCGCCAGAGUUUGUAGAACUACUGAGAUCGUGCACUGUCAACGAGAAACAACAAGCUGUGCUGAAAUGUAAAGUCAAAGGUGAACCAAGACCGAAGAUCAAAUGGACCAAAGAGGGAAAAGAGGUUGAAAUGUCAACACGAAUUCGUAGCGAAUUCAAAGAAGAUGGUACGCUUUCGUUGACGGUUGAUGAAGUUAGCCAGCAAGAUGCUGGCGAGUACAGAUGCUACGCCGAGAACGAACUGGGCAGCGCCUGGACCGAAGGCCCGAUCAUCAUCGCCGCCUUCGGAGCAGCACCACAAGAGGGUGAAGCACCCGAUUUUAUCCAACCUGUUCGCCCUGUGGUUGUUGUCGAAGGCGAAGUUGCUGUCCUAGAGGGUAAAAUCUCUGGAAAACCAAAGCCAACCGUCAAAUGGUACAAAAAUGGAGAAUUGCUCAAAGCUACGGAUAAGAUUGUUAUGGAGUCGCUUGAUGAUGGCACCCAGAAACUUACGGUGAAGGAUACUACCAUAGCGGAUACAGAUGAAUACCGUUGUGAGGCAUCGAAUGAGUACGGUGAUGUAUGGAGCGAUGUCACGCUUACUGUAAAAGCCAAGCCACAAGUAGCGCCAACGUUUGAGAAGACUCUGGUUGAAGUGGCCAUUAGUGAGGGUGAAACUGCCACCUACGAAUGCAAGGUGGCAGGGCAGCCACAACCCGAGAUUAAGUGGUUUAAGGACAAGGAAGAGAUUUCAUCCACUGACCAGCAUUUCGUGCAGACCAAGGAAGCCGAUGGUACAGCCAGGCUCGUCAUCAAGGAUGCUAAGGUCAAAGAUACCGGUGAAAUCCGUUGUGAAGCACGAAAUGCAGCCGGACUGGCUCGAACUAAUGCUCCGCUCACCGUAACACUCCCUGAAGAAGAGUUUGCACCCGAAUUCGCGAAAGAUCUCACCGCUUGCCAAGUACAGGAAGGUGAAGUGGCACAGUUUGAAUGCAAGGUUACUGGUACACCACUCCCUGUCAUACAUUGGUUCAAAGAUGGUGUCGAACUAAAAUCUGGCGAUGGCAUCAAAAUUGAAUCGCUUCCAGAUGGUACCAACAGGUUAACAAUCGACAAAACCAAGAUGGAUGACCAAGGCAACUAUCGCGUUGAGGCUACAAAUGCUGCUGGUUCAAUGAGCAGCAAAGCACCGCUGUCAGUGCAGGCUCCCGAAACACUAAAGAUCAAGAAACCGCUGAAGGAUGUCACAACCGACAGAGGAACGAGAAUUUUACUCUCAGUCGAGAUCGAGGGCAAAGCAAAGAUAGUGAAAUGGUACAGAGGCACAGAUCAAGUCACUUCAUCCAGCCAUACCAAAAUCGAACAAGUAUCCGACGCUGAGUAUAAACUCACCGUGGAAAGCUGUGAGAUGACUGAUGCAGGCGCAUACCGCGUCGUACUUUCGACCGAAAGUGAAUCUGUUGAAUCCAGUUGUACGGUAACGGUCAAGGAGACAGCCGCGAAGGUUUCCUUGCCAUCAUUCAAGAAAGGACUCAACGACCAGAAAGUGCCGAAGGGAGAAACGCUCAUCCUUGAUGUUGAAGUGGAAGGACAGCCGAAGAAGGUGAAAUGGUAUAGAAAUGGUGAAGAACUCAAGGAUGUGAACACUGAAGAUUCCGGCGACGGAAAGUACCGCCUUGUUGUCAACGAUUUCAAUGAGGCAGAUGCUGGUGAAUACAGUGUCAGAGUUAGCAAUGAUGCCGGUGAAGUCGAGAGCAAAGCCAAGGUUACCGUCAUACCAACUGAAGUUGGUAAAGGUAAACCAGAAAUCGUCUCUGGUCUUGCACCAACCACUGUCAAACAGGGUGAAACGGCGACAUUCACGGUGAAGGUGAAAGGACCGGUCAAGUCUGUGAAAUGGUACAAAAAUGGCAAAGAAGUGCCAGAUGCGAAGACAAAAGAUCUUGGCGAUGGCACCUACCAGCUGACCAUACCAGACGCUCAGAAGGAGGAUACCGCCGAUUAUAAGGUGGUGCUCUCUAAUGAUGCCGGAGACGCUGAUUCUAGCGCUGCCUUGACUGUCAAACUGCCACAAAUUGAAAUUGUCAAAGGACUUGCUGACACUACCGUACCGCAGAAACAAACGGGAACACUUGAAGUCCAAACCAACAGACCACCGAAACAAGUGAAGUGGUAUAAAAAUGGCAAAGAAAUCAAGCCAUCUGACAAAGCACAGCCGAAGAAAGUUGAUGACAACAAGUACCAGCUCGUCAUUCCAGAUGCUGAAAAGGAUGACACAGCCGACUACAAGGUCGUCCUUACCGACGAUGAUGACAAUAAUGCUGAGUCGUCGUGUGCACUUACGGUGAAACUCCCCGGCAUCGAAAUUGUUAAAGGACUUGAAGACACUAUCGUACCCAAAGGACAAAAAGCUGUACUUGCGAUUGAGACCAGCAAGCCACCUAAACAAGUCAAAUGGUACAAAAAUGGAAAGGAGCUUUCACCAUCCGACAAAGCCAAGCCAGAAAAAGUCGCUGAUAAUAAGUAUCAGCUCGUUAUACCCGAUACUGGCAAGGAUGAUACAGCUGACUAUAAGGUAGUUCUUACCGAUGACGAUGGCAACACAGCCGAUUCCUCUUGUGCACUUACGGUGAAACUCCCCGGCAUCGAAAUUGUUAAAGGACUUGAAGACACCACCGUACCUAAAGGACAGAAAGCUGUACUUGCGAUUGAAACCAGCAAGCCACCAAAACAAGUCAAAUGGUACAAAAAUGGAAAGGAGCUUGCCCCAUCCGAUAAAGCAAAACCAGAAAAAGUCGCUGAUAAUAAGUAUCAGCUUGUCAUACCCGACACUGGCAAGGAUGAUACAGCUGACUAUAAGGUAGUUCUUACCGAUGACGAUGGCAACACAGCCGAUUCCUCUUGUGCACUUACGGUGAAACUCCCCGGCAUCGAGAUUGUCAAAGGACUUGAAGACACCACCGUACCUAAAGGACAAAAAGCUGUACUUGCGAUUGAAACCAGCAAGCCACCAAAACAAGUCAAAUGGUACAAAAAUGGAAAGGAGCUUGCCCCAUCCGAUAAAGCAAAACCAGAAAAAGUCGCUGAUAAUAAGUAUCAGCUUGUCAUACCCGACACUGGCAAGGAUGAUACAGCUGACUAUAAGGUUGUGCUUGCCGAUGACGAUGGCAACACGGCCGAUUCAUCCUGUGCCCUUACCGUCAAGCUACCAUCACCCAUUGGAAUCACCAAAGGUCUCGAAGACACUACUGUACCCAAGGGACAGAAAGCUGUCCUGGAAGUGGAAUCAAACCAUGCUCCUAAGCAAGUAAAAUGGUACAAAAAUGGCAAAGAGCUUUCACCAUCAGACAAACCUGAGCAGAAGAAAGUCGGUGACAAGACUCAUCAGCUUAUCAUUCCAGAUAGUAGCGAUGAUGACACUGCUAACUACAAGGUUAUACUCACUGAUGAUGACGACAACACCGCAGAUUCAUCUUGCGCAUUGACUGUACGUCUUCCUGCAAAGGAACCCAAGAUCAAGAAAGGUCUCCACGAUCGCAUUGUUGCUAUUGGAAUGCCAACUAUUUGGGAAGUUGAGACCGAGAAUGAGCCCACAGAAGUUGCUUGGUUUAAAGAUGGUAAGGAACUUGCUGGUGCUGCUGCUGCACAAAUGAAGGCUUCCAAAAUUGACGAUAACCAUUACACACUUGAGAUCAAAAAAUGCGCACUUAACGACACUGGUGACUAUAAGAUUGAAGUCAAGAAUGAAGCUGGUAAAGCUAGCAGCAGUGGAAAACUUACUGUGGAGCCAAAGCUUACAUUCCUCAAACCGCUAAAAGACCAAGAAAUCACUGAAGGUGAAAAUGCUGAGUUCCAAGUGGAAACGAAUGCUAAGCCAAGGACUGUCAAGUGGUACAAAAAUGGCAGAGAAAUUGCUCCGGAUGCUAGAUUCGCCAUUUCCGAAGAGGACACUAAGUUCAAGCUUGUCAUCAAAAAUGCAAUUCGCGAAGAUGCAGCAGAAUAUAAGGUUGUCCUUAGCAACUCUGCUGGCGAUGCCGACUCAUCUGCCAAGCUGACUGUCAAGAAGGCCAAGCCUGGUGUGCCCAAGAUUCUCAAGGGUCUGGAAGACCAGGUGGCCGCCAAAGGUGCUGCACUCAUCUUCGAAGUCAAAGUAGACGGUGAAGUUGAGGAAGUCCGAUGGGCAAAAGAUUCCGUACCAAUCACUGCUGGAGCCAAUGCUGUCAUUGAGAAAGUCGAUGAUAAGACAUAUCGACUCACCAUUCCUAAGGCAGAUCUAGGCGAUGCUGGUCAUUACACCGUCGAAGCUGUCAACGAGUCCGGAAAAGCAGCUUCUGAUGCUAGAGGAGAAGUUGACGAGAAACCUGAAAUAGUCAAAGGCCUCAAUGAUACCGAAGUAUCUCAAGAUGAUGAUGAAGUGUUCAAAGUUGAAGUCACUACUCCUGUUCGAACCGUUAAAUGGUACAAAAAUGGCCAAGAGCUCAAACCAUCACCACAUAUGGAACAGAAAAAGAUUAGCCCAAAGAAAUACGAACUUGCUAUCAACAGAGCACAAAUGGACGAUGGCGCUACCUACAAGGUCGUUCUCGCAAAUGCUGCUGGUGAAUGUGAUUCUUCCGCUAAACUUACUGUUACCAAGCCGAACAUUCUGAAAGUACUGGAAGGUCUCAAAGAUGUCGAUGUGGAUGAAGGACAGCCAAUUGAGCUCAAAGUCAAAGUUGAAGGCAUACCGAAAACGGUUAAGUGGUACAAAAAUGGUCAAGAACUCUCUCCCAGUGCUGAUCUGCAACUGAAGGAAAAUCCUGAGACUGGCGAGUAUUCGCUGUUGAUUCCACAAUCAAAGAAGAGCGAUGGUGCGGCUUACCGUAUCUCAUUGGCCAACGAUAAGGGAGAAGUGUACAGCGGAUCUGUUGCGCACGUAAAGGCUGCCAAACCAAAGGAAGUAGUAAAACCUGCCAACUUCCUUUCACCACUACAAGAUACCGAAGUUGUCGAGGGUGAGACGCUUUUACUGAAGUGCGUGGUUGCUGGUGAACCAUUCCCCGAACUUGUGUGGACCAAGGACGGCGUGGAAAUCGAGAAAGAUGACCGCAUCGCUAUGCGGGUUGCGCUCGAUGGAACAGCUACCCUACGCAUUUAUGAUUCCAAAAAAUCUGACUAUGGUCAGUAUCGCAUCACCGCCAAAAAUGAAGGGGGAACAGAAACCAGUGCAUGCCAGGUUACUGUGAAAGAAAAGGGUGAAGAACCAUCGAAGCCAAGAUUCAUUAUACCUCUAAGAUCAUGCGAAGCCGAAAUAGGAGAGAAGAAGAUGUUCGAAGUGAAAUUGCGUGGAUUCCCCAAGCCUACUCUUGAAUGGUUCCUCAAUGAUCAGCCUUUGAAAUUGGAUGAUCGCGUCACUGUUGAGGAUCUGGGAGCAGGAAACUAUUGCCUCACUAUCAAGGACAUCAGAGAAUCUGACUUUGGUACAAUUCGCUGCAAAGCCUUCAAUGACGUCGGCAGUGACGAAUGCCAAGCCGAGUUUGCGAAGUCCGGUAUGCGACUCGGCCGUGAACCUGGAGAUGACCGCUAUCCACCCAGAUUCAAUGUUCCAUUAUGGGAUAGACGUAUUCCGCUCAAUGAUCCAUUAUCAAUCGAAUGUCAUGUUGAUGCCAAACCGACAGCUACAAUUGAAUGGUUCAAGGACGACAAGAAGCUCGAAUCUAGUGAACUAGUAGAGAUUCGAAACACUUCGGACGGAGCAUGUCGUGUACGGAUAGCACGAUUUGGUCACGAUGAAGUCGGUGUUUACAAAUGUGUGGCUACAAAUCCACUUGGAGUAGCUGACACAAGAUCGACAUACACCGUAGAAGUGCUUGAGCAAGAAGAAGUUGUUGAAAGGAAGGAAUAUGCUCCAAGAUUCAAUCCUGGACUUGAGGAUAAGACUGUCAACGCUGGACAGAGCACUCGACUCAGCUGCAAAGUUGAUGCUAUGCCAAAAGCUGGUGUUGUUUGGUACAAAGACGGUCUACCGAUUCGAUCCGGUGGACGAUUUAACAUUACCCUCGCUGACGAUGGCACUUGCACUCUGGACAUCAAGGACGCUGUCGAAGGCGACGAAGGUGCCUAUCGAUGUGUAGCCAGCAAUGAGCAUGGUUCUACGAACACAAGUUGUUUGCUCACCGUGAAAGUGCCAAAGACCGAGGCCAAGAAGGAGGGAGAAGAGCCAUUCUUUACCAGAGGUCUUGUCGAUAUGUGGACUGAUCGUGGCGAGACGUUUACCUUGAAAUGCGCUGUCAAAGGUGAUCCAUUCCCCGAGAUCAAGUGGUACCGUAAUGGCACUCUUAUUCGUGACACUCCUCGUACUAUCCUUGAAACCUCACCGGAUGGUACGUGCAGCUUGACAGUCAAAGACUGCACAAUGAGCGAUGAAGGUAUUUAUCGCUGUGAAGCUGAGAACAAAUAUGGAAAGGCGAAAACUCAAGCUACCACCCAUGUGCAGAUGUCCCUCGGCAAAGGAGAAGCUCCCAAGCUUGAAAUGGGCUCCCCACCCAAGUUUAUCAUCCCGCUGGAAGACCAGACCGUGUUCCUUAAUGGAACUAUCGAUCUGGAAUGUAAGGUUACUGGACAACCUAUGCCACAGGUGAAAUGGUCCCGGGAUGGUGGUCCCAUAUGGGAAGAUUCACGAUAUGAGUGGGAAAUCGAUGAGGCUAAGGGAUUGUAUCAUUUGCGAAUAACAUCGGCUACUGUAAAUGAUGAAGGAACGUAUCGAUGUGUGGCUACUAAUGAGUCUGGUUCGGCAACAACGAAAUCUUUCGUCAGGAUAGAUGAUGGUAUGCUUCCCUCGCAAAUGCCAUCGAAGGCCAUCCCGCCAAGAUUUACCAUUCGCCUUGGCGAUGCUCGUGCUGUAGAAGGCCAACCCCUUAAACUCGAAUGCAAGGUGGAAGGCUCACCUCUACCCGACCUCACCUGGCACAAGGAUGGAGUACAGAUUAAACCAUCAGAUCGUGUGCAAAUCAGCAUAAAACCGGACGGCACGGCUACGUUACUGAUUCCAGAGUGUAACAUGGAUGAUGAGGGUAUUUAUCGAGUAAUUGCCACGAAUCCAUCUGGCUCUGCUCAUGACAAAGGCAAUGCCACCGUCAAACGUGCUCCUCGUGAUGCUGAUCGCCGUGUCCCUACUAACGAAUUUGAUGCUAACAAAGUGCCACGACUACUGGAGCCAUUGGAGAAUGUCAAGGUCCCUGAGAAACAACCGUUCCGUUUACGAUGCAAGUUUAGCGGUGAAAAGUUAUCUAUCAAAUGGUUCAAGGAUGGUGAAAGAGUGUUCCCGUAUGGAAGAUUACAAUUGAUUGAUUCCCCCGAUGGUGCUUGCGAAUUGGUUGUUCAGUCAGCUAGCCGACAAGAUGCUGGUUGUUAUCGAUGUGUUGCUGAGAACGUUUACGGAUCAGCCAGAACAAACUGUGAAGUGUUUGUGAUCCAAAAAGAACGCAAACCACCUACGGAUCUGGACGCUUCCAUGAAAGAAGGCAAAGCUCCUGGAUUUACCGUACCCCUCACCAUUCGACGAGCCAAGCCCGGUGAAACGGUCACUUUCGAGUGUGUCCCGUAUGGAAAUCCAUUCCCGCAAAUUAGAUGGCUCAAGGACGGAAUCGAACUGGCACCAAGUGAUAAGAUUAGCUUUGAAGCGUUACCCGACGGUACACAACGGUGUAUAAUCAAAGACGUCGACUUCUUCAGCGAAGGUUUCUUCCGCUGUGUUGCUACGAAUCCGUACGGUACCGCGUCAACGAAGGCGGAGCUUAGAGUUGAUGGCGACCGUUCUCUGGCUGCCCGAAAAAUUGAGGAACCGACCGAACCCGAGGAAUGCAAGCCACGCAUUCGACGUGGACUUUACAACCAGAGCAUCCAUCAGGGCAAUGUAGUGGAUAUGAUGGUGUGCGUUACUGGCUGGCCAACUCCGACUGUAACGUGGUACAAGGACGGCAAAGAAAUCGAAUCUGAAGGUCCUACAGGCCGUCGUGUAUUCUUCACUGACGACCGAGGCAUCCACCAUCUUGUGAUCUUGAACUUGUUACCCGAAGAUGAGGGCGAUUACUCCCUUGUUGCCAAAAAUAAGCUUGGUGAAGCACGAACUGAAGGUGCUUUGAGUGUAAUUCGACCAAGAGAAGUUGAUGGCUAUGGUCCAGAUGACAGAGGCGGCAUGCCCUUCCCACCCGGCUUCGUACGACAACUCAAAAACAAGCAUGUCUUCUCGCGAAUGCCAACCAUUUUCGAUUGUUUGGUAGUUGGACAUCCUGCACCUGAGGUUGAAUGGUUGCACAAUGGAAAACGAAUAACACCAGGAGGAAGGAUAAGAAUUCAAUCUUGUGGUGGCGGUUCACAUGCUCUCAUCAUUCUUGGAACUACAGUAGAGGAUGCUGGAGAAUAUGUGGCUGUAGCCAGAAAUAUGCAUGGUACAGCAUCAUCGUCAGCAAUUUUGGAUGUUACUGUUCCUCAUCUGGACAAUAUCAAAUUCGAUGGCGCAACGGAUGUCACUCCCUAUCUCACUGAAGAGUAUGGCUUCAGGAAACUUAACUAUGCUAGCUUGCCAACACCACCUGACCGAGGUCCAUUUAUCAAAGAAGUCACCGGACACUACCUCACCUUGUCAUGGAUCCCAACAAAACGAGCGCCACCACGAUAUCCUCAAGUGUCUUACGUCAUUGAGAUUAGGGAACUUCCAGAAAAGGAGUGGACGUUGCUCGACUACAACAUUCCGGAACCUGUAUGCAAGGUUCGAAAUCUCGAACUAGGCAAAUCAUAUCAAUUCCGAGUACGAGCAGAGAAUAUCUAUGGUAUUUCCGAUCCAUCACCAGCAUCGCCACCCUCUAGGUUAAUGGCUCCACCUCAACCAGUACUUGAUAAGAAGACCAAGAAAAUCAUACCGUUGCUGGACCCUUAUGCCGAAAAGGCUUUGGAUCUGGCGCAUGCCGAGCAAUACGCUUGUGCCCCAUGGUUCGCACCCGGAGUCAUCGAGAAGCGAUACUGUGCUGAAAAUGAUGUGCUACAAUUGACGCUAAACGUUUCUGGGUAUCCUGAUCCUGAGAUCAAAUGGAAAUUCAGGGGAUGGGAUAUUGAUACGACGAGCGCAAUGUCUCAGUGCAAGGUUUAUACAAUUGGCGGUACCGAGACGACUUUGUUGAUCAACUCCUUCACAAAGGAUAAUGUUGGUCAGUAUCAAUGCUUCGCUACGAACGCAUAUGGAGAAGCACAGCAAAAUAUCAUGGUUGACCUUGCCGUACGACCCAACUUCAUUCAACCGCUGUCGAAUCGAAUAUUCUCUGACGCACAACCGAUGAAAUUAGACGUUCGUAUUGAGGGUGAACCGUUCCCGGAAAUCAAAUGGCUUAAGGAAUGGCGACCGAUUGUGGAGUCGACGCGAGUGAAAUUCAUCGAAGAUGGCCCAUACCUGCGUUCUUUGAUAAUUAACGAUCCGAUGUGGCGUGACAGUGGCAUCUACACCUGCAUCGCUGUAAAUGACGCCGGACAAGCGACAACGUCAUGUUCGAUUACUGUAGAAGCUGAUGGUGAUUACAAUGAUGUGGAACUGCCCAAGAAACGAGCAAUGGUAGAGGCCCGAAAGAUUCGCGAAAUCUACGAGAUAGCCGAAGAAGAUGAAACGCUUGCGGCAAGUGGUGCACCGUUUCGCGUACGCGAGCGACGAACUGGGGACGAGUUUCUGGCGCAGCUGAAACCACUGAACGAUGCGCUACAAAGGGACGUAGACAUGUACAAUUGUGUGGAUCACGAGAAUAUUGUGAGAUUCCACGAAGUGAUCAAAGAUGACGAUCUCGCACUGAUUGUCUACGAAGACGCAAACAGCGCCUUGCUCGACACUUUUGCUCACCCUGGUGUGUCGAUUGGUGAGCCCGAAGGGCAAGAUCGUGAACGUAUGGUGCAGAUAUUCGUCAGGCAACUUUUGCUAGCGUUGAAACACAUGCAUGACAUGCGGAUUGCGCACUUGGAUCUCCGUCCGGAAACGAUUCUCCUUCAGGAUACGAAGUUGAAACUAGCGGAUUUCGGACAGUCGAGGAGACUCCUUCGUGGACUGAUUACAGGCACCAUACAAGGAUCCCCCGAAUUUGUUUCACCCGAAAUCGUGCGGGGAUACCCGCUAACACUGGCUACGGAUAUGUGGAGCGUUGGCACCCUCACCUAUGUCUUGUUGACUGGCAUAUCACCUUUCCAUGGUGACAAUGACAAGGAGACAUUGGCAAAUGUAGCAAACUGUGCAUAUUCUGUCAAAGGCGAGGAAUGGCAAUCAUUCACCUCAGAAGCAGCUGAUUUUGUGAAGAGUUUGCUGCAAGAGAUCCCUGCUGAACGAAUGACGGUUGAUGAAGCACUCGAGCACCCAUGGCUGUCAGAUCCAAAGCUGAAAACCAUGCCAUUGUCUGCGGAUUCACUGAGAGAGUUCAAAUAUCAGCAUAAAUGGCUGGAGCGACGAGUGUUCGUCCAACAGACGCCGUCUGAGCAGAUUUUGGAAGCUGUCUUGGCUCCAUCUGUAAACAGAGUUGAGCCACAGAAGCGUCCACCACCAGAAAGUGCACAACCAGUGGAAAUCUACGAUUAUCUUCGAAUUAAAGAACGUCCACCGCCACCUGUGGAAGAUUUACCACGUAGAAGACGUGAACAAGUGGAUCCAAGGCAAUUCCCACCGUCAGCUCCUCAGCGUUUCGAACCGUUCGACCCACGCGAUCCUCGAAAUCGACAGCAACCGCCGUUCGAUCCCCGUGAUCCACGUGCCGCACAGUUCUUCGACCCCCGCGAUCCACGACUCCAAGACCCUCGACGUCAGGGUCGUCCAACCCCACCCGUAGAUCAAAACGGUCGACCGAUUCAACCGAAGAAAAUCCCGUUGGAUCAAUACGGUCGACUCUUCCGUCCAGAAGAUUUAGCAAGAAUCCCACACGACUCAUUUGGUCGUCCAUUAGAUCUUGAUCAACGUCUACCACCUGAUCAACUUGGCAGAGUCGUUAAUCCACCAGAGGAUCUGAGACAGCCUAAACAAUUUGGACCCGUGCCAAUAGAUCGAUUUGGUCGCCCUAUUCAACAGCCUCCGCCUGCAAGACCACAAGACCAAACUAGACCACCUCCUGACUACAAAGGACAAGAAAAGAAAAAACUUAUACCACAAGAUAAGGGAGAAACUCCAUCUAAGAAAGAGAUGAAAAGAGCACGAGAAGAUGAAUUCGACGAAGGUGCAGUGCCUUAUGUUCCACUACGCAUGAUUCGUGGUGAACAUCGUGAAAUCGAAGAGGAAAUCGCUAACAGAAUUUUGUCGGAUAUCUCCGAAGAAGGAUCAAUAAGUGGAAGCUUAGCAAGCAUAGAGGAUUUGGAAGGCAUUUUUGUACCAAGGAAAGAUGAGCGCCGAUCACAAUCCGGAUCAACUACACCAAGAGCUGAUUCUGAAGCUUCUUCGCCUACCAUAUCACCGUUGAACACUGUGAAGGAAGGCGAAUUCUUUAGUGAUGAGAUGAAUGACGGAUUUGUUGAAUUACCGGCCGAGGAUAUCAAGGUACUUGAACGAGCUGAAAAUGAUCCAUCAAUCCCAGUUGGAGCACCACUUUUCCUUGAAGGACUCCAUCCCGCUACCUUGGUUUUGGAGACAAAAGAGAAAUUACCAUCUCCACAAGGUUUGUCGCCACGACGUUCCAAACCUGGUACAAAGAGCCCAGUAUUGCUAUCUCCGGGAAGGGAACACUCUAUGGAGGUGGUGAUUGCGACGAAACGUGGUAAACCUGGCUUCUUACCGCCGGGUGAAAUUGCUCCGGAAAUCGACGAUGAAGAUGCGAAAAUGGACGAAAGAAAGAAGAAGAUAAAACCAUUAACGCAUAAGGAUGAAUUCCAAGAUUUACGUGAGAAAAUGAAACGGGACGAUGAGAGAAGAAAGGCUGACAGAGAAGAAUUAGAAAAAUAUCGUCCAAGAAAUAUCUACAAGGAUGACAUGGAGUUUGAUCGCCCAGCAUAUGAUGUAGAUGAUUCUCCAUGGGAUUCACAUUACCAGAUUGGUCCCGACACCUACUUGAUGGCGACGCGCGGUCCUGCAUUCAACAGCCGCGUACGAGACUAUCGCCGUGAAUUGUUUGGUGAUGGAGCACCACUGGUUGGGCAAGGUUUCCUAGGAUACAGAAAUCAAGACAUAACCGUUAGAGAACGUCGAAGAUAUACGGACAUACUUCGCGAGCUGCAAACAGGUGUGCAGCCAAAACCUAAUGAGCACGUAAAUUCGUUACAAAAGGCUCCGUCACUGACUGCUAUCGAAAGGAUCAAGGCUGAUAUUGAGAAGGUGGCACCAAGUGCGACUAGAAGAAAUGCGGAUGGGACUUAUGCCCCCAUUUUUGUAUCUCGCCUUCGUGAUGUCUACCUGAAAAACGAAUCCUUCGUCAUUUUUGAAUGUGCGGUCACCGGAAGCCCAUUACCAAGAGUUGAAUGGCAGUUCCAAGGCAAUAAUUUGGAAAACAAUGGGAGAUACCGUAUUGAAAAGGAUCAAUCCGUAUGCCGCCUUAUAAUUAAUCAACCAGCUGUUUACGAUCUUGGAGAAUAUACUUGCACAGCAACAAAUGAAUACGGUAGUGAUAAGACAACAUGCAGACUCAUCACUGGAGAAGCACCAUCACGACCAGGUCGUCCAGAAUGUGAAAUUACCUCCGACACUGAAGCUUUUGUCACCUGGGAAGCCCCUGAAGGCCCAACCUACCUGGAGGGUAUCACUUAUCGUUUGGAAUAUCGACUUGCUGGAAUCGAUGACGUUUUCUCCCCAUGGGUGCUUAUCAGCGAUUCCGUAGAUGAUGAAGCUGCUGUUGUAAAGCAUCUAGAACCACUAGGAUUUUAUCAAUUCCGUGUUACUGCCAGAAAUGGUUUCGGUCUAGGAGUACCUAGCCUGAUUAGUAGGAUUAUCCAAGCCAAUGGCAGAGGAGCAACAAAAAUACAGUUGGACGCUCUGAGACAAGACUAUCGCUUCAAUGUCGUCGCCCUGCCUCAAAAGACCUCAAGUCAUCAACUUGAAGGAAUUUCUGAAGAAAGUGAAGAGGAAGUUUCGAGAACGGAACCAUGUAUGCCAGGACAAUUGCUCAACGAGGACCCAGCAAAGCGGUUCCAGAUUGAGUCCCUGCUCUUCAAAGGAAGGUUUUCAGUGUUGAGAGUCUGCGUUGAUUCACAAAAAGAGGCAGGUGCCCAUUGUGUGGCGAAGAUUAGACCAAUAGACCACAAAACUACUAUGCGUGAAUAUGAGACUUUGAGAGAAGCUCAACAUGAAAAUGUUCAGCAUCUUGUUGCCGCUUACCAACACAAUGGAUUUAUGUACUUGUUCUGUGAGCGGUUAUUUGAGGAUGUUUUUGCUAGAUUUAUUCAAAUUGACUACUAUACUGAGGAACAGGUCCGACUUACGAUCGGACAGCUCGCCAGCGCUUUGCAUUGGCUACACUUCAGGGGAAUCGUCCAUCUUGACGUGAAUCCCCAUAAUGUGAUGUUCCAAACAAAGAGAAACUGGAUAGUGAAGCUUGUCGAUUUUGGCAGCGCACAGUUCACCAAAAACGCCGUUAAACCAGCAGAAAUUGACAUUACCUGGGCUGCACCCGAACUCCACGUCAAGGAUACCCCAGUGACUGUCCAAAGCGACAUGUGGGGUCUGGGUCUGAUCACAUUCUGCCUCCUGGGUGGUUUCCAUCCAUUCACCUCCGAGUAUGAUCGUCCAGAGGAAGUCAAAGAAAACGUAAUAAAUGUCAAAUGCGAUCCUAAUUUGAUUCCCGUCAAUGCUAGCCAAGAAUCUCUUAGCUUUGUUACCUGGGCACUGAAGAAAAAUCCAUUACGUCGUAUGCGCACGGAUGAAGCGCUGUCACAUCGAUUCCUUUCAUCAGAUCCACAAAUGGUGAGAAGGAGAGAAUCUAUCAAGUACUCCGCCUCUCGGCUCCGAAAAACCGCUCUACUAACUAAGCAAUCGCAAACAAGACCUGAGAGCAAUGCUUUGGAGUUCAAAUUUGGUGGAAAGACGGUACAGUAGCGAGAAACGACCCAAAGACUACUACUUAUCAUUUGAUCUACAUUUGUAUAUCGAAUUGAACCCUUAAAAUCUAAACAGAAAAAUCAAUAAAACGAAGAAAUCAAAUUUUAGACGUGUAGGAUGUUGUAUUAUC
Messenger RNA from Cylicocyclus nassatus, 24477 nucleotides. NCBI's taxonomy places the organism in Eukaryota, Metazoa, Nematoda, Chromadorea, Rhabditida, Strongylidae. The record is from the annotation of a GenBank genome assembly.